This is a messenger RNA of Malassezia japonica, 1041 nucleotides long. RefSeq lists its product as uncharacterized. The coding region runs from base 1 to 1041 and encodes 346 amino acids. The record is from RefSeq and is a predicted model, not a curated record. NCBI's taxonomy places the organism in Eukaryota, Fungi, Basidiomycota, Malasseziomycetes, Malasseziales, Malasseziaceae. The transcript has 2 exons.
AUGUCGAGCCUGGACCACUCUCCUUUCCGCGGCGGGACAUGCUACGACCAGACGUUUACAGCGUACCAUGAUCCCAAUGUGCACAUCCUGCUCACCAUCGUAUUUGGUAUUUUCGCGCUCGUGUUUAUCUACUAUUUCGCGACGCGCCGGCCCAAGGCGGAGUACUUCUUCCUCUUCCUCUUUACGGGUCUCGAGAUCGGCUCGUUCGUCCUACGCUUAUAUGGAGAGUUGAUUUGGGCGACGAUCGCCAUGAUGGUGUACUCCGCCGCAAUCGGCAUGUCGGUGUGUGUGCUGUACAUGCUGUACGCCCGCUGGUGCCAGAUUGCGGACCGCUACUAUGAUACCAAGAUGUUCGACCUCGGCAUGCGCCAUCCUGCGUUCCCGGUCUGCUUCCUGGUGCUGAUCAUCGCUCUCGUCAUCGCGGGCGUGUGGGUCCCGACGAUCAUGUGGGUCGUGUACCUCGCGCUGUUCUUUGCUAUCUGGGUCACGACGAUCGUUGCGCUGAUCCGCCAUCGCCGCCACCGCCCGCCGACGCGCGAGCGCACGAUUGCGAUGAGCCAGAUGGAGGGCAAGUUCAACAUGACCCCGCUGGUCACGAGCCACAAGACCCUCGACAACAUGAUGGUCAUGCUCGUGGUUCUCUCGACGAUCAUGCUCGUCAAGACGAUCUUCCUCACUAUCUCGUUCGUGCUCGUACUCCUGUUCUUUAUCACGCCGUUCUACUACGUGUUCUGUAUCCUGGAGGACCUGGCGUUCUGUGUCAUUCUCUCCAGCCCAGAGGCCGUGAUGCUCUUUGAGCCGUCGCGCCACAUGCCGGAGGCGCGCAGCGAGAUGAUGAACAAGGACACUGUGAACCCUCUUCCGCUCUCGCAGCACCAGCACGACCAGCGGGCGGCGUACCACAACCAAUACUCAGGCCAGCCCAACGAGAACCACGAGGCAAUCACGAUGCCCGCCCAGGACCAAGAAGCCAAUGCUCCUUACCUCGCUGCGCAGAACAUGCAGCAGGAGAACAACGAGAUCCGCCCCGUUGCCUACUAA